AUGUCAGUCAUUGAGCAAACCCAGCGCUGAGCGGCAGCACUGCACCUAAAACACUGUUUGCGAGCGACACAUCUACCUUAGAUUCAAUCUCUGCUUUUUCCUCGUUAUUCCUAGACUCCACGCAUAUUCCCUCUCUCAGCGAUACAUGCAACUGAUACCACUCUGAACACAAGAGCUGGCACAGCUUGCCUCGCCACACAGCAACCUUGCAACGAGGUGUUAACUAGCCUACUUUCCUUUCCAUGCGACUCCGUUAUCUCCGGUGCUUUCGCCAGCCUGCAAUUGAAAAGUUUCGGUUUUGAGGAUAAACGAAAUCCACGACCUUCAAAGGGAUUGUUUAUAACAACACGGUGACCUGAGGAGGAUGAACCCGCAGUGAGACUGGACCCUUCCGUGAGGACCCACCUUCCCCUGACCUGCGUGUCCAGAGCCGCCUCCCGCAGCCCGGACACCCCGCCCCACUCCUUCUUUUCUCAGCCACUCCUCUGGGCCCAGGAACCCCACUCCUCAGGUACCAGGAUGGACCUGCACCGGGCCGCUUUCAAGAUGGAGUCGUCCUCUUACCUUCCCAACCCUCUGGCAUCCCCGGCCCUGAUGGUACUGGCUUCCACCGCUGAGGCCAGCCGCGACGCCUCCAUCCCCUGCCAGCAGCCCCGCCCCUUCGGCGUGCCUGUCUCCAUGGGGGAGAAGGACAUGCACCUGCCCUUCAACAACGGCUCCUACACCUUCGCCUCCAUGUACCACCGUCAGGGAGCCGUUCCCGGGGGCUUCCCCAACCGGGACUUCCCCUCCUCCCUGCUGCACCUGCAUCACCAGUUCGCCCCCCCAAACCUGGACUGCUCCCCCAUCAGCAUGCUGAACCACAGCGGGGUGGGGGCCUUCCGACCCUUCGCCUCCCCUCCAGACGACCGUGACGGGGCAGGGGGCUACCAGUCUGCCUUCACCCCAGCCAAGCGCCUCAAAGGCUGCCUGGAUGCAGACGCCUCUCCCCACCUGCGCUACACGGACGCUGAGGGUAAAGAGUAUGACUUUGGGGGGGGACAGAUCCCCUCCAGCUCCCCAAGCGCCCUUAAGGCAGUGGAGGAUGCUGGGAAAAAGAUUUUUGCAGUGUCCGGCCUGUUGUCCGACCGCGAGACGUCAUCGAGCCCAGAGGACCGCAUCGAACGCUGUAAGAAGAAGGUGUCUCUGUAUGACAGCCAGACGCCCAUCUGUCCUAUCUGCCAGGUGUUGCUGCGUCCAGGAGAACUGCAGGACCACAUGGAGCAGGAGAUGGAGCGCCUCACCCACAUGCACCUCAGUAAGAACCCAUCACACGGACACACGGAUGGCACUCUGGUUCCAGGAACUCCUAAGUCUAUGCUGUUGUCGGUGCACAUCAAACGCGAGGGAGAGUCACCGGUGGUCUCCCCUCUCUCUUCUGAAGAUGCCCACCACUCCGACAGAUACCAGACGUUUUUAAGAGUGCGAGCAAACAGGCAAACGCGGUUGAAUGUCGAUGACCUCUGCUGGUGCAGGCGCUACGCCAAGGAAAGUGUCACAAAUGCUCCCCUUGGACUGCACAAUGGAGCCCCCCUUGCCCCCUGCUGCAUUGGCCACGCCCGGAUUGGGAAGAUGAAACGCCGGAAGCCAGAUGAUGGGCAGGUAUGUCCACUGUGCAGCGCGCCGCUGGCAGGGACCGAGGAGGAGAUGAGUAGGCAUGUGGAACAAUGUCUGUUCAAGAGGGAGGGUGUGUUUGCUGAGGAUGACUCUGCAGACAUGGACGGAGAGAACGGGACACGCUUCGAGGAGUACGAGUGGUGCGGCCAGAAGAGGGUCAGAGCUACCACCCUGCUGGAAGGAGGCUUCAGAGGAACAGGCUUUGCCAUGUGUAGCACUAAGGAGAGCCACGACAGCGACGCCGACCUGGACGUGGAUGGAGACGACACGCUGGAGUACGGCAAGGCCCAGUACACAGAGGCAGACAUCAUUCCCUGCUCCGGAGAGGACCAAGGAGAAGCCAAAGAACGGGAGGCCCUGCGCGGGGCGGUGUUGAAUGGUGGAAUGCCGUCCAACAGAAUAGCGGCAGAGUUCUCCAAAUGGGCCAGUGAUGAGAUGCCCUCCACCAGCAAUGGCGAGAGCAGCAAGCAGCAGCUGCCUCAGGACCCCAACGCCGCCUGCUCAUCCUCCAACGCACCCCGGACCUGUAAAAACAGUGAAAUAGAGAAGAUCACAGAGGGCUCGAAAGCCACCACAUUUGAAGCACUAAAGGCUCGUAUCCGGGAACUGGAGAAACAGAUCCUUCGAGGGGACAGAUAUAAGUGUCUCAUCUGCAUGGACUCGUACACGAUGCCCCUCACCUCCAUCCAGUGCUGGCACGUCCACUGUGAGGAAUGCUGGCUCAGGACUCUGGGAAAUAAGAAACUGUGCCCACAAUGCAACACCAUCACAUCGCCAGGAGAUCUAAGGCGCGUCUACUUGUGAAGAAGACCACGCCUUCCCUGACCGGCCUCCCCCUCCACCCCCCCCUCCCUCCAUGUUUUCCUCUUUUUAUUUCCAUUAGUUCUCACCGUUUGUGUUUUGGGGUUUGUAAAGCCCCCUCAUAGCUUAAAGAGACAAGACUAAUGUCUUGAUUGACUCUUCCGAUCAGGGGAGGACUGACUGAUUGAUCAACCAACCCGGUUGGGAACAGAACCGAACCCAGUUGCCCAUUAUGUCUGAGUGUUCUCAGAAUGACAAAUAAGCCAACCACCCCUCUCUGGCUCCUCCAACCGCCUGCCUGCCCUCAAGUGGUGAGUGGUCCACUCCACAGUCAAAUCCCCUCCACCCUGGCUCACACUUCUGGUUCUAUGUGUUUUCAUCCUUUAGCUCUCAGGCAACCCAGCUUUACACUCAUGGAGCCCUCCUCCCUUGCUUGCCUCACCAUCGUCUCACCAUGCUGAAAGGUGUGUUCAGGUAGGAGGAGGUGGUGAUGUAACCCCCCUCCUUUUUACCAUCACUGCUCGCUGUGUGUAGAAAACCCAUCUUGGUCCAAGCCAUCAGGACAGCCAAGCUAGAUAUUGAGCUGGCUGCCGGUCGUUGCACCCUGCUUGAAGGCCUGGUAAGGGGGAAAGGAAAACGAUGAACUCUGAGCUUUCUACCAAACUGACAACCUCAGAACAUCCAGAGGAUCCUCUUCUUUUCAGCCUCUUUUUUCCCUUUUGUGGUCUUAAAUCGUGAAGUCAACCAAAUUCCAAGAAUCAGUGCAAGCACAUGUAUAAUAGUGUAUGUUAGUUUACAGUGUUGUGUGUAAAUGACAUAGAGCUUACACUUCUAUACAUAUGUGCACACAUGCUUACACACAUUCACACAUAUAUGCGCGCUCGCACACACAAACUCACACACACACAAACUCACAAAAGUAUAUAUUAAUAAAGUCCAGUUUUUAGUUAGAGUUUUGAGGAAGGGUAGGGAGUGAUGUUUAAUCAAUGUGAAAAAGAAAGCCCUAUUUUUCAACCAAUGUUGUCGUCUUGAGGUUGAAGUUGUAUUUCAUUGUACAGGAAUAGAUUUAAGUCAUAAUAAUAAUAAACUACUCAACUAGAAAUUCAA
Messenger RNA from Oncorhynchus nerka (sockeye salmon), 3564 nucleotides. RefSeq names its product E3 ubiquitin-protein ligase RNF220-like. The record is from RefSeq and is a predicted model, not a curated record. Gene Ontology annotation, biological process: protein ubiquitination. Gene Ontology annotation, molecular function: metal ion binding; ubiquitin protein ligase activity. NCBI's taxonomy places the organism in Eukaryota, Metazoa, Chordata, Actinopteri, Salmoniformes, Salmonidae. Bases 520 to 2460 code for a protein of 646 amino acids. The transcript has 15 exons.